GAUGUCUGAAAACGAGGAUGCUGACGUGGAGGAGCUGUGGACCUCGCUGGAGAGCUACCGUGCCAAGUUGACCUCGCUGAUCGAGCCUUGCCGCAUCACCGCCUACCUGCGGCAGUGCAAGGUCAUCAACCAUGAGGACGAGGAGCAGAUCUUCAACGACCCAAACCUCGUCAUCCGCAGGCGCAAAGUCGGAGUGCUGUUGGAUAUCCUGCAGAGGACCGGGAAGAAGGGAUACAUUGCUUUCCUGGAGAGUCUGGAGCUGUACUACCCUGAGCUGUACAAGAGAAUCACCGGCCAGGACCCGACACGCACCUUCUCCGUCAUUCUCGAUGCAGGCGGGGAGUCCAGCCUGACCCAGCUGCUGAUGGCCGAGGUGCAGAAACAGCAGCAGGUGGUGCUGCAGGAGAAGAAGAAAGUCAACGAGCUGAACAGGCAGGUGGUCAGCAGGGACGAGCUGAUCAAACAGCUCCAGGUGAAGGCCAACGAGCUGCUCAAACACCAGCAGAGAGUGCGCAGACUGAAGGAGGAGAGCGACAAGUCCUGCGAGGAGCUCAAGAGGUGCAAAGAGGAGAACUACAAGUGGGCCAAGGACUUCGCAACGCUGAGCGAAGAGAAGAAUUCGGUGCUGAUGAAGAACCGAGACCUGCAGCUGGAGGUCGAGCGGCUGAAACACAACCUGAUGUUGGCCGAGGAUGGCUAUAAAAUGGAGCGGACACACACCAUGAAACUCAAACACGCCAUGGAGCAGCAGCCACGGCAGGAGCUGAUCUGGGACGUGCAGCGGGAGAACGACCUGCUGAAGGCCCACAUCCAGGAGCUGGAGAAUACCGUCCAGGUGGACAAAUUGGAUAAGAAUAAGAUGUACAUCCAGAUCCUGGAGGCAGACCGGCGGCUGGCCCUGGAGGAGCACCAGGGGCUGGUCAACAACAUCUACAGUCUCCGCAAGGAGCUGCGGCAAGCGGAGGAGCUGCGGGACCAGUACCUGGAGGAGAAGGAGGUGUUCGAGCUGCAGUGUACCACACUGAGGAAGGAUUCGAAGAUGUACAAGGAUCGGAUUGAAGCAAUUCUUCAUCAGAUGGAGGAAGUAGGGACAGAGAGAGACCAGGCACUGCAGGGGAGGGAGGAACUGCUCGGGCAGUACUCACAGAGCCUGCGGGAGAAGGACGAGUACCGCAAGCUGCUGCGGGAGCUGGGCGAGCGCUGUGACGAGCUGCACAUCCAGCUCUUCAGGAAGGAGGAGCAGCUACUCAGUCUGCAGAACCGCGUCAAGCAAAGCCAAAGUGCCUCCCCCACCGCGACUUCGGAUUUGGAGGAGUCAGCCUCGCCUUGUGACGCACAGAAUCUCGGGGCAGCCGCGGAGAAUGCAGCUGAGAAGAAGAAUGUGAAACAGCGAAUGCCGAAGAUCUUCAAAGACUAUCGAAGGAAGCGAGCGAUCCGGCUGAACAAACGGAGAGUGCAUCACCUCAGCGAGAGGUGUGAGAACACCACAGGCAGCGAUAACACAGACACUGACUUCUCCGAAGGAGAUGGGAGAAGCAACGUGCAGUGAAGGGGCUCCAGCCCAGAGACUCAGCACACUGUGUUCACUGUAACUGCCCCAGCCAAUGCCCAGUGUGCUCAGUGCAGUGAACAUGUCUUUAAUUCAGUAUCCUGGCAACAAGACGGAGUCAGGAGCUUUACUCUGUACCUGAGCCAUAUUGUCACUGAUCUGGGAGGGAGACUGGUGCUGUGGUGGGUGAGCAUUGUGAGGUUGUGUGUUGGGAACACUUGUCACUAUAAACCGGAUCUGAAUUUUUAAAAAGAAUUACAUUUGCCAGCUCCCUUUCAGGACGGCUGAAAGCACUUGACUGUGGUGUAGUGACUUGUGUGUUUUGUAGGCAAGCGCAGCCACCACAUUACGCACAGCAGUACCCCAGAUUUAACUGAAUUAAAUGAUUGCGUGAAAACGUAAGUAAAUUUGAAGUUUGACAA
Messenger RNA from Callorhinchus milii (elephant shark), 1971 nucleotides. RefSeq names its product caspase recruitment domain family, member 9 (gene card9). Bases 2 to 1549 code for a protein of 515 amino acids. Gene Ontology annotation, biological process: regulation of apoptotic process; positive regulation of canonical NF-kappaB signal transduction. The transcript has 10 exons. The record is from RefSeq and is a predicted model, not a curated record. NCBI's taxonomy places the organism in Eukaryota, Metazoa, Chordata, Chondrichthyes, Chimaeriformes, Callorhinchidae.